Molecule: messenger RNA, 6496 nt
Organism: Pieris rapae (cabbage white)
Lineage: Eukaryota; Metazoa; Arthropoda; Insecta; Lepidoptera; Pieridae
Gene: Bre1
Product: E3 ubiquitin-protein ligase Bre1
Exons: 17
Coding region: 232-2961 (909 amino acids)
Cellular component (GO): HULC complex; nucleus
Molecular function (GO): metal ion binding; ubiquitin protein ligase activity
Source: RefSeq, a predicted model, not a curated record
CACUGUUGGUUAAUGGUUAGAUUUUUUGUGCGAGGGUGGGAGAGUCGAGUUGGUACUUGGUUACGUUUUCUGUCAUUAGAAACUGUAGAAAUUGUUUAAGCUGCUAUUUUAUAAAUAAUUAAAAAAAAUGGUUAACUUUAGCGUGGUUAGUUAUCGUAAAUCCCUUCACACUUACGACAUAUUAAUUUAAUAGAAUUUUAUUAGGUUGUCAUUAUUGACAAGCAGGCCAAGAUGUCGAAACGUACAGCUGAAGAUAGCGGUAAUGGCAGCAAUCAACCGCCGAUUAAAAAGGUUCACUUUGAACCGCACCUAAUAGGUCCAGUGUCCACGCUGGAAGAAAUGGACAUAAAAGUCCUACAAUUCCAGAACAAAAAGUUAGCUCAGAGAAUAGAACAACGUCAUAGAUGUGAGGCUGAGCUACGAGCUAGGAUAGAACAGUUAGAGAAGCGCCAGACCCAAGAUGAUGCUGUAUUAUGUGUUGUCAACAGAUACUGGAAUUUAUUAAAUGAAGAUAUAAGAGUAUUGUUGCAAAGGUUUGACGCAGAAACAGCUGAUGAAUCUGAGAACAAAAAUGAGAAUGAAGCAACCACAUCCUUUCUUAUGCAAUUAUCAACUUGGGAUAAAGAAGAACUGGAUGCUCAACUGGCAAACAGAGUACAAGUGAGCAAAAGAGCAGUAGCAAAAGUGUUACAGGCUUUUGACAGGCUGCAGCAAAGAAAUGAUAAAAUAUGGAGGGCAAUAAAAGGAGAAGGAGAAGAAGGUGCCCCAGCUCCAUCCCUUGAUGAAACAAUAAGGGCAACAAAUGAGGAAGUUACCGCAGAGAACCGUCGGCUCCAAGCCCUCAGUACCACUUUACAUGAGAGUCAUCAUACCAUGACAUUGAGAGUUGCCCAGUUACAGGAUGCAGUCAACAGUCGGGAUACUGAGAAUGCAGAGUUGAAGAACCAGAUUGAUGACCUGCAAUAUGAGUUAAUGAAGAUUCGUUCCAGAAAUGAUAAGCUAGAGAAUCACUUAGCAGAAGCAAUUGAGAAAUUAAAGAGCUACCACCAAUCAGGCACAACAGCCACUACUACUUGUGCUCCCACACCCCAUUCAGCAUUGGCUAAUGCCAAGUUGGAAGACAUAGCGGCAGAACUGGAAGAGCAGAGGGAAUUAGCUAAUAAUAGACUGGCGGAACUGGACAGAUUACAUAGACAACAUAGGGAUACACUGAAGGAGUUGGAGAAAUUGAAGAUGGAUAUACGCCAAUUGCCAGAAUCUGUGAUAGUAGAGACGACAGAGUAUAAAUGUCUUCAGAGUCAAUUCUCUGUACUAUACAAUGAGUCAAUGCAAAUGAAGACUGCAUUGGAUGAAACAAGACUACAGCUACAAAAUGCUAAGAACCUACAUAUGAGACAAAUAGAAAUAAUGGAGAGUGAAGAGUUGGCAAGGCAGAAAGCGUUGCGAGCAGAAAUGAUACAAUUGGAGGAUGUCCUCGGGCAACUCCGGAAAGAGUAUGAGAUGUUAAGAAUAGAGUUUGAACAGAAUCUCGCAGCAAAUGAACAGACAGGACCGAUUAACAGGGAAAUGAGGCAUUUGAUAACAUCCCUACAGAAUCAUAAUCAGCAAUUAAAGGGCGAAGUACAUAGGUAUAAGCGGAAAUAUAAGGAUUCUAGUCAAGAACUAAAUAAGCUCCGGAAAGAGAUGGAAGAAGCCAAUGUUAGACCACCACCAGACCAACCAGAUGAGAAACCCCUCGCUGUUAAGAAGGAAGAGCCAGAUCCUGAGAGUGAAGAGGGCGCCAGUAGCGGUGGCGGCGAGACUAAACACUCCGUACCGAAGGACCAUGGACGUGCUAAGAUACAGGAACAAGAACUCAUUAUUAAGGAUCUCAAACAACAACUCAAGAAGGCGGUAAACGAGCAGAAAGAGCUGAAGCUCCUCCUGGAUAUGUAUAAAGGCGUGAGCAAAGAGCAGAGGGACAAAGUGCAAUUGAUGGCCGCAGAACGAAAAGCCAGACAGGAGUUAGAAGACCAUAGACAAAAAGCUAAAAUGGCUCAGGAAAGUAAAAGGGAGCGUCGUAUGGCAGACGAAGACGCGCUGCGGAAGAUCAAACAGCUGGAAGAGCAGAAGUACGAACUCCAGAAGCAGCUCUCUUGCGCCCGGCCUAAUGCAGAUCCCUUGCAUGGCUUCACCAGGCCUUUUGCUGGAUCACAGGAAGAAGAAGCCCUACUCAAUGAGAUGGAGGUGACGGGUCAGGCGUUCGAAGACAUGCAAGAACAAAACUCCAGACUCAUCCAGCAAUUGAGGGAAAAGGACGAUGCCAACUUCAAACUGAUGUCGGAGAGAAUUAAGGCCAAUUCUCUGCAUAAAUUACUUCGGGAAGAGAAGCAGCUUUUGCAGGAACAGGUGGUCACCCGUGACCAACAAAUAGAGUCCAUGGGUCUGGUGGCCCGAAGGUUAGAAGAGAAAGAGAGAUUGCUCCAAGCAACUCUAUCUGCCGUGGAGAAGGAACUGCUUCUUCGGCAGCAGGCGAUGGAAAUGCACAAGCGGAAAGCGAUUGAAUCCGCUCAAUCCGCUGCUGAUCUCAAAUUACAUCUUGAAAAGUACCACGCACAAAUGAAGGAGGCGCAACAAGUGGUCGCCGAAAAGACGAGCGCGCUCGAAGCGGAAGCGUACAAAACAAAAAGACUUCAUGAGGAGUUAGCCAUACUCCGUCGAAAGGCAGAGAGAAUGAAGAAGAUGGAGCAGGCUGGAAGCAGUAUGGAUGAGGUGUUGCUAGAAGAGAUACGCGAAUAUAAGGAGACCCUUACUUGCCCCUCUUGCAAGGUAAAACGCAAGGACGCCGUGUUAACGAAGUGUUUCCACGUCUUUUGCUGGGAUUGUCUGCGGACGCGUUACGAGACGCGGCAAAGGAAAUGUCCAAAAUGCAACGCCGCCUUUGGGGCCAACGACUACCACAGAUUAUAUCUAUCGACGUAGAUGACACGGAGACAGGUGGAUAUUCGAUUUUUGAAUUAAAUGACAUUGACUAGUCGUUUGUCAUUUAGUUUUUUUUAACCGUGGAUACAAGUCCUUCGGUUAUUCACAGAUUUUGCUAUGUGCAGUGUUACAGCUGAUGGUAUAACUAUUUGUAUUGUAUAAUUUGUGAUUUAAUCAAAAAGUUAUGGUUUAGGCAAUUUGACUCAAGACGGUUUAGUAAAGGUAACGCCCAGUUUCAUCAACUGUUUAAUUGCACAUCGAACAAAUUAAGUUUCUGUUUAUUAAAUUAAAACAAUUUAAAGGUUUAGUUCUUAUUUAAUUCUUUAAAUUAAAAGUACUGCUAGAGUCAUUUAUCGGCUUGAUAUUUUAAACAUUAUUAGAUAUAUGUAACGACAUUUUUUAUCAAUUACAUAAAUGUUCACGUCGAUGAGCUUUUAAAAAAUGGGGUUACCGAUACCUGAAGCCAUUUCAUGACAUUUUUUUAUAGAACAGGGGGCAAAAGGGCAGGAGGCUCACCUGAUAUUAAGUGAUACCGCCGCCCAUGGACACUUGAUGCCAGAGGGCUCGCGAGUGCGUUGCCAGCCUUUUAAGAAUUUAACUUCCUAAUAAGGGGUAAAAGGAAACAUUUUGUUAUUGGAAAUUUAAUUUGACAAAGAGUUAAUACCACCGCUGCAAACACGUUUAACAUGAAUUUAUUAGCAGCAUAUGCUAUACAAGGAAAUAAGAAUAUGAUCUCAAGUCAUGUUUUGUAUUUAAACUUAUUUGGAAAUCAUUAUUAUUGAUAAUAUUCGAUAACAAAGCCGCAUAAUAUUUGCUUACAUUAAUUUAUUUAAAAAUAUCGCUUAAGAACUAUUUUCGGCUUACAUAUAAUCUUUAUGUACAUAGAUUUAAAUUCUGAAUACUAUUAUAACUGCCUUAAAUUUAAUAUCUCGCUCCUUAUGUCAUGAGGACACUAUUGUAUUCAUUACAAGAUUCUAUUGUCUAUAGAAUAGUGAUUUCAAUAUGUAUAAUAAAUAUUUUGAUAGCCGAUUUAAAAAUGACGGGGAGUUUAUUGCCACUGCUUGUCCAUUCACAUAUGGACUAGGAAUCCACACUUUAGGAACUAGGAUUAUAUCUUAGAUAUGCAAUAGGGAAAAUAUUCUACAUCUAAUCAUAAAUCGCGUAGUAAAUACUUGUCCCUUGGCAUAUUUAUUUAUGAUUUAAUCUAAUCUCUCGCUGGAUUUACAAUUUGAAAACUAAAAUAAAGGUAGGAAAAUGUUUUGUGGUGUAAGAAAUUAAAUAUUUUUUGAAGUGAAACUUCUUUACGCACGCUUGACUUGGGGAUUAAGCUGGCGAACGCGUGACGUAAGCGUUACGAAAAGUGUGAUCGGGCAAGGCGAACGGAGGUUGAGUGGGGGAUAUAAGCAAGAGACAGUAGUUUUUACCAAUGAAAACAUGAAAUAAAUUUAAAUAUUAGUAGAAAAUUAAUAUAUGUAUAUGUACAUUCGUGUAUAUAUUGUAUACACACACAACAUAUAUAUUAUACAUACAGAUGGAGCGAAAGAAGUUUCACUUCAGUCGUGUGGUCAUAAGCAUACUCGUUUUUUUUCGUAUUGUUGUGUCUGUUACGAGAGAUGAAGAUCACAGAACGGGUCGUAGCAGAGUUGUGUAUAAGUUAAAUGAUAGCUUUUUCGAAUAAUAACUGAAUUUUCGAGUAUUUGUCCGUGAAAAAUGUUUUAAUAUACGGGUCACAUAGCUCGCGUUAAAUUCUCUUGAUUCAUUGGAUUUAAAUGUUUAUGUUAUAAACUUAAUGUAGGUAGAUAAUAGGUAGUUAGAAAAUUAAACGCCUCUGUAAUCGAUGCUUUCUGCGUAAAAUCGAUAGCGAUUUAUUGAAACGUAUUUUUUUAAAUAAUCAUUCUUGACAUACAAAGCGCAUACAAAGAACUUGAAUAGCGAAUUUCGAUGUUGCUACAGUAUUUGUACUGCAGAUUUAGUAAAUUUGCGAAAGGAAAAAAAAUGAAUAGCUAUUGAGUUUACGAGGCUGUUUCAAAAUUAAUAUACUUCAUUUAAAAUUACGUUGUUUUUCAAGUUUUGAUACAUUCAUGUGUUUUUUUAGUCGAGUCGAGUAAAGAUCGAGGCAACAAUUCAUUCCGUAUUAUAGUGAAUUUUCCAUUAAUGAUGAAAUCGAUUAAUUUAUGCAUUUGGCGAUUGUUCGCCCAUCUGUCGUUGUAUAUUGAGAAAGAAUCGAACAAGUAUUUUUUAUUUAUUAGUUUUAAGUGAUGAACCGGAGAUGUGUUGUGGGCUUAUGAUAAAAACGCUAUUUUUAUAAAGGACAUUAAGAUUACUACUAAAAUUAUUGGAUGCAAAUGGCUUAGUAUUAGCCUAGUAAAUUAGUUGUGCGUUCAUAUUAACAUUCUCAUUUUCCUCUAAAUUUACACUUGGUAAAGGAAACGUUCGCAACUAUGUCGUAAAACCAAUCGACGUGUGUCACACAGAGUUGACCUAUAUGUUGAUACAUAUAUGAAGAAAUUUGAUAUACAACUUCUCUGUUGUAUAAUCAAGUUUAAGUUUUGUAUAAUUGUUAUAAUAAAGGGCUACUGAUGAAAAGUAAGUAAAAAAAAAAGUAUGAAGGAAUGAAGAAAUCGAAUUUACCUGUUGUAUAAUUGUUCUAAUACGCUCACAACAUAUCUCUUUAUUGUAGAUAGACAAAUAGCUUGCAGCCCACUGACUGAUGUAUUUAUACUUAAGGUAUAUGUAGAUGUUAAUUCUGCUUAGUGAAUGUUAGAAAUUAUGAUAAUUUUUCUCAUGGGCCGCGUUAUUAAAGUAAAAUAUUGUAUAUUUAUUUCAUAUCACACUGGUGUAAACAUUUUUUAUUUUUGUAUACUGCAAGUGGUAAUUUUGAAGCAAUAUAUAUUAUAUAUCGUAUUCGUAUAUAUUACUUAUUAAUUGGUAAAAUACUUCUUCAGUGAAGUGUAACACGUAUAAGGAUCUUUUAGUAGUUGAUGGACCAACGUGUUUUGUAGCACCGCCCUUAGAAAUAGGAUUGAAUUAUUUUUCCGUCUCGUAUUCUUUACAGCAAUGAUGAACACUUGUGUAUUUUGGUUGAUUAACUUAAGAGUAAUACACGAUAUUAAAAAAAUCUUUUCUAUGUCUUAAACGCGAACGUUUUUAACUAGCAAAGAUCCUUAGACUUGUUUCCCAUAAAACACGACGUUAAUUUCUAUUUCGGGCUGUUGAUUAAAAUUUUUACCUUAUGCUUCGGAGAUUAUCUGAUUGUAUAAAUCCUUAGAUUCGUGGUUCAGUAUUUAAAGUUUCCGCUUGUCAAGCUUCUGUAGAUAAUUUAAUGUUUAUUAUAAAUCAAGUAAAUUUAAGGAUUGUAAAUAAUACGUUUAUACAUUGUAUAAUUACCAGUUCGAUCUAUCGUACUGUGACUUGUUCAUGUAAUUCACCGUGAAGGCUGCGAAAUCUAAGUUAAUAAAGUUAAAUGUAAAGGCUGCGAAAUCUAGAAUUACCUUCGAUGUAAUAACUGGUGUAAUAAUUAAAAGGUCUCUAAAAC